Messenger RNA from Dunckerocampus dactyliophorus (ringed pipefish), 12046 nucleotides. RefSeq names its product THADA armadillo repeat containing (gene thada). Bases 258 to 6029 code for a protein of 1923 amino acids. The record is from RefSeq and is a predicted model, not a curated record. Lineage: Eukaryota; Metazoa; Chordata; Actinopteri; Syngnathiformes; Syngnathidae. Gene Ontology annotation, biological process: tRNA methylation. Gene Ontology annotation, cellular component: cytosol. The transcript is spliced from 37 exons.
UUCACGUAGAGUUAUUGUUUUAUAGCUAGCCAAACUUGCUAGAGGCAGCACACAAGUUGACGUUAAAAUUGUGGAAAAAGUCCAAAGGUGUGUUGUUGAGCAUGCUUCUGUUCGUGCGUGAAAAAGAGAGGACGUAUUACCUCGUCUUAUUCUUCUUUCAAAUAGGGUCUUUUUUGGAGGGCUGCUGACUUGAACGUUGGUACUAAAAGUACUAUUUUUUUAAAAGAUUCUGAGUUGAAUACUGCUCCUGCGCAGUGAUGGUGGUGAAAAAGAAGACACCCAAAGUUGAGGCUUUGGUUUUGGAUGAAGAGAAACUGCAACGCUUGUUAGCAUCUCUAUCAGUAGAUGGAGGGCAAGAUGGAGUGAGACAGGUUGCACACACUCUGCAGUCUUGUUUGGAGCUGAAAGAGCCAGUGCAGCAGAUCCAGCUGGUCAAAAAGGUUGGUUCACAGCUGGAGGCACUCAGUGAAGAGAAAACCGAUGGAGCACUUUUAGGAGCAUGCCUGCACACACUGGCCUUGGUCUACAUUUCCCAGCAGGCCAAAAACCCUUUGCGAAGAGCCAUCGGCAGUGCCCUGGGUUUAGUACCAGCCUGGCUUCAGGAGCAAACCACAGCUUGUCUGUGUGAGUGCCUGUCAGAAUGUUUGUCUGACACAAAUCCAGACCGGUACUCACAUGUUGUGGACACCAUUGCUGGCUGCAUGGAUGGCUUCCUUCUGGGUGAGAGGUGCAUCAAUAAAUUGUUCCCAGAAGUUUUGCAGUUUCUUUACAAGGGAUUACGCGAAUGCCUUCAGCAAAACAGUGGUCUCCAAGGCAGACAUGUUGCUCAAGCCCAGCUCAUGCGUUCCUGCCUGAUGACGGUGAAAACCUCAAUGCUGGUCAUUCAGAAGUGUCAGGGGUCUGUUAGUGCUGCCCUGCACAGCCACCGGACACUGGUGGACACAUUGAGCAGCCUACUGGCCUGCUACAUGCAUAUUGUCACUGACGAGGAGUUUAUACAGGCAGUUCAGAGUACAGCUGGCAUGGCCAUAGUCGUAUUAAUCAGAUCUGUGAUGGGCUCUGGAGAUGAAGUUGCGUCUGUGGUGUGCAGUUUGCUGCGUAGCUCAGUGCAGGGCUUGGAUUGUGCGCCUUUGUGGCUCAAGCAAAGGUGUGAGCGUCUGUGUACAGGUACACGCCCGCCUGGUGUCUCUGUGUAUCUGUGUCAUGGGGCUCUGGCCAUGCUGAACUGGAAGGGUGCCCUUCCUGGCCCACAGUGGGAAUCACUGCUGCUGUUGGUACCAGACACACUGCUGGAUGUAGAUGCCAGUAUGAAAGAGUUUAGUACCGUGAUGGUGGUAGUUCGGGUCCUGACCCUAUGGAGCCGUGCUGCCCUGGAGUAUCUGCAGGGAGAGAGGCACCUCUGUUCCCCGAGCCUUCAGCAGUCACUCGGUGGAGAGUCUGAUCUACACAGACGUCUCCUAGAGCAUAUCUACUCCCACUGGGAGCAUCCUUUAGAUGGAGUUCGCCAGCAAACACACUCCUUGUUUCGGAACCUCCUACUACUCCAUCAGCAUACCAGUUCGUCCACCUCGGAGUCAGUACUGGACGGGUAUGGUUUAGAGCUCAUGCAAAGACUGCUCCAGCUAGAGUGGCACAUGAGGGGAAAAUAUGGAGCUCUAGGGUGUCUUGUUGAGCUCUAUGGUGCCGGGCACCUGCUGGAAAUGCAGCCACAGCUGCCUUCAUGUCUCCUGGGUCUGAUGGGUGACCAGACCUUGGCUCCGUAUGCCAGUGACCUGCUGGAAAGACUUUUUAUAAGCCAUAAGCAACUGCUUGCAGCUGAAGCCUGCAAAAAAAAGACAUGUGAAGAAGACUGGAUGGAAUGCUGGCACCAGAUGUGGGUUACUCCCCUACUACAGGUGUUGUGCAGUGCAAGAGUGGACCAGACCAAUUACAUCUUAGAUUAUUUUCUACCUAAAUUGCUGCGCUGUAGCCCGUCCAGUCUGACACACAUGGUGCAGGCCUUGCAACACAGAUCGUCCCGCUGCAUAGGUUCAUCUGACAGCAGGGGUGCACUUGGGGCUCUAAUGACAUGCCUGCGGGCGGCCAGGGCUCAGGGUGUGAUGCAGACUCCAAAGGAAGGUCUCUGGGGGGGACUGGUGCCCAUCAUCUUACUUCGGCAAGCAUUGAUACACAAACAUGAUCAAGUAAGGAUGGAUGCUUUGGGGUUGGUGUGUGAGAGCAACCGCAGUACUGAGGUUCUGACCUCACAGGAAAUGGACCUCAUCCGCCACUUUCUUCUUCCCAACCUCAACAGCCAAUCACCAGGUGUCAGACAGCAGACAAUCAGUCUGUUCAAGAAGAUGCUUUGCAGGGUAAAGGACAGCACACAGCUGGUGCAGAAGAAACUGAGCCAAGAGAGAGAGCAGGAGCAGAGAGACAAAGAUCAACAUACACUAUGUCUUUAUAAGGAAUUCCUGCAAUGGUUAUGUACAAAAUUGUUUGAGGUUUUGCUUCCUGGAGCUUCUUUUUCGAAAUGCCUGAUGUCCCUUCACUUGCUUGGUCAACUAGCUCAGCUCUUCACUUUUGACGUUGGGCCUGAAGGAUUUGCCCUUGGUGACGUUGUGACCCCUACGUAUGCUCAGAAUGUCCUCUACUGUGUAGCAAGCAACUUCCUGGAAGUCAAAUUGCUGGCUUCAACAUUGCUGGGGAAACUUCCUCCCUCUGCUGUAGGACUUCAGGAACAAGACACGAUGCGCGGAGUCCUUCAGGCUGCAUUGGACCUGAGCACCAGCACCAAACCCUUUGACAGUGUUACAGCUGCCCACCUGCUAAACCUGCUGCUCCACCAGCCCAAUCUGAGCCUGGCACUGCUACAGUGUGCCCAGGAGCAGGGACUUGACUUCCAGCCUCCCUCCUCACUUCCAUUGGCGCCUGAUGUUCUGGAGGCUAACACUUUGGCUGUGAUCCAAUUCUUGCUGCUCUGUCUGCAGUCAGAGGUCUCCAAAGCAGAGUCUUUCCUAUUGCAGGCCGCUGCUUCCUCUCCUCUCUAUGGCAGAGUCCACUGCAUCACCGCCGUCCUGCAGAGUCUGAACACAGAGACUUUGCGUCACACAGAGGAAUGGAGGUGUCUGGUGUCGGAGCUCAUUGCUGUGUGUUACAGGUUGUCUAAUGUGGCCUCUCCUGUAGUUCAGAGCUCUUCCCCAGAGGGGCUUAUCCCCAUGGAUGCUAGUACAGACACCUCAAGUGGACUGCAGAGGAUCCUGCAGGAGAUUCAACCCAGGGACACCAAUGCUUUCUUUACCAGCACCAGAGAGCUGGAUGCACACUAUGAAGAGGAUCAGGCAGAACAUCGGACCACAUGCAUAACGUCACCAGGGACCGGUGGUGAGGACUACAGGGUGACAGCCCAGAUGGUGCUGGUGUGUUGCUGGCGGAGCAUGAAGGAAGUGGCCAUGCUGCUGGGGCAGCUGUGUCAGAGCCUGCCGCUGCACUACACCAGUGACAAAGCAUACAAACAUCCUGGGAUCAUCACAGAGGAGCAGGUGAAGGGGGUUGGCCUGUAUUUCCGUCAGCAGCUCCUGCAGUCCCGUCAUCGUGGCGCCUUUGAACUCGCUUAUGUGGGCUUUGUUCGCCUCACUGACAUGCUAUGCAGGAGUGGAAGUAAAGUCCUGCAGCAGCUUCCAGCCUACUGGCUCUCCAAGGUUCUGGAAGAGGUCAAAUCUAGUGAUCCUUUGUCCAAACUGUGUGCUACACGACGCAGCGCUGGAAUACCCUUCUAUAUUCAGGCUCUUCUGUCUUCUGAGCCAAAAUCAUCUAGUUGCAGUCUGUUAAAAAUGACCAUGAAAGAGCUGAUUGCCCUUGCCAUGCCUGCCGCUGACCGAAACACAGACAACGACACUGUUCCUCAGGUCCAUGCUCUGAACAUUCUGAGAGCUCUCUACAGAGACACUCGUCUGGGAGAAAACAUCAUUCCCUUCGUGUCAGAUGGAAUGCAGGUUGCUGUCCUCGGCUUCACCUCUCCUGUGUGGGCAGUUAGGAAUUCUUCUACUCUUCUCUUCAGCACUCUGAUCACAAGGAUCUUUGGAGUGAAGAAAGGGAGGGAUGAACACGCGAAAAAAAACAGGAUGACAGGCAGAGAGUUUUUUACUCGUUUCCCUGCCCUGUAUUCGUUCCUCCUGAACCAGCUCAAGGAGGCUGCAGCCACAGUGGAAAGUGACAGUGGUCACGUGAAGCUUCAUCCCAGUCUUUUCUUGCUGCUGCUGGUGCUCGGUCGACUCUACCCUUCUCCAAUGGAUGGCACCUAUUCACCGAUGGGACUUGCACCUUUCAUACCGUUCAUCAUCAGAUGUGGUCGUUCAGCGGUGUAUCGGACCCGAGAGAUGGCAGCCCGAGCCUUGGUUCCUUUUGUACCGCUCACCCAGAUCUCAUCCACUAUACACGCUGUGCUUCAGCAGCUUCCUCAACACUCUGCACCUCAAAUCCAAAACAACUGCAUUCAUGGGACACUGCUUCAGGUGCUGUUUCUUCUGCAGUCCUACCGCAGUGAGUCACACAGACCCCCGCCAGCAGAGAAUGGAAUCGGCAAGGCUGUCCUUCAGUGCAUGUGGCUUGCCUCUCGAGAGAACAGCUGUGUGGUCACCAGAGGAGCCUUUCUGGAUGUGUUGGUCUGCCUGUGUGGGCCAAAGAUUAGUCUUUUGUGUGAUUCAGACGUCAACAAGCUCCGUCAAGAGACUCUGUCCAUCCUAUUGACCUCGACCCUGGUCACCAACAACCCCGCAGCCACAGCCAAUCUGGAGCCUGGCAACACUCAGUACAUGCUCAGCCUUGCCAGGGUAGCCCUCAGUGCCAGCGUGGAGAUCCCCGAGCUGUGGGGAAGGCCUCAGCUCACGACUAAGCUCCUGGAGUGCUUGCUUCAGUGCCCGUUGUAUGAGGUUAGAGAGCUGGCUCUGGAGAGGGUCCUGAGUGCACUGAAAAAGGAAGAAGACCAGGAAGAGAAACCUGCAUGGCUAAACGAGACCACCCUGUCGAACCUGACAUGCCUAGCUUUUCAUGAAACACACCCCCAAUGUCUGACCAAGGUCCUCCAGGUGUUGAGUGUGUUGCACUGUGGUGGUGAGCUCCAGUGGAUCGAUGGUGUACAGAAUUUGUCUCAAGACAAGGUUCUGCUGCACCUUCUUGCUCUCACUCAGAGGGCUGUCCACAGUGUGGAAGUCUAUUGUGCAGCCAUGACACUGCUUUCUCAACUGGUAAUCCAAACGGUGAACUCUGACUCAAAGGGUGCAAGCACAGUGACGUGCUUAUCACAAUGGGGGACGCUGGUGUGCUCAUGCUGCAGUGAGGAGCAGCCAGUGGAAGUGAAGCUGAUGGCUGCCAAGGUGUUGGUCAACUCAACAGGCCCACUGCUGACCAACUCUGAGCUGCCACUUGGUCUUGUCAGCACCGUCUCUCUGUGGAGGAGUUUGUUUAUGCUGUUGCAAGAUGAAGACCAGGAAGUUCGAGGUUUUUCGUCGGAUUUCAUUGCCAAUGCUCCGGCUCAUCUGAUUAGUGCAGAUGUGGCAGGUGUAUCAGUAUGUCCUCCUGUGGCCUUGGACAUCGGUGUGGGCCUCUUGUGUCGCCUGAUGGAAGUGUGGAAUCAGGUACCUGCAGGCGUUGUCGCUGUGACAGACUGGCUGCUGGGAGAGGAAGAAGGCAAUGAGGAGGCAGGUGCAGAAGAAGCCUCCAGUCUGGAUGAAGAGGAUUUCCUGUUUGAAAAGGGCGAUCUAAACCUGUGGGCCGAGCCAGUCGAGUGGGUGAAGCUGCUUCACAGACACCUCAUUGCUCUCAUUCUCGCCUAUAAGCAGACCCGUGAGUCAGGAAGUAUCGAGCCGGAAGAGGCUCAACAAAUUUCCACACUGGCCUCCAAGGCCCAAGCCAAGGUACUGAGCACCAAGCAAGCCCUGCAGUCCCUCCCUGUCCUACCCCAGUUCUCCUGCACCAUGGAGCACACGCACUUGGCACUGCAGCAGCAGAGGGCCACCCUGGCGCUGGAUGUGCUGGAGACACUGAGGUAGUGAAGAGGACAACUUGAGUAGAGGGAAUAUUUUUACUCAUCAUGAGACCUCAGACUGGGAUUAUGGUCUGUGUUUUUUAAUCAUUGUUUAUUUACCUUGCUCUUCUUCCCUUUUAAAAUGAAAUACAUGUCCAGUUCAUUUUCGGCCCUAUUCUCCCAUGCGCAUAAACGGGGAAAAGCCGCGCAGAGCCCCUCUACGCACAUUCCUUCAAGAUGCACAUUCUGUCGGUAGUAACUAGUAACCAUAAAAUGUGGUCACUCCCUGGCAAAUCUGGCCUUUUGCGCAUGCUCUGCCUCCUUUUUCAAUGAAUCACAUAAGCCCACCAUCAUGCACAGGGCACGUGCGGUGGGCGUGUCGGGAGUCUGGAUGGGAGAAUACAAGUAAGAGAAACGUGCUUACCUCCAAACACGGAGAAAAUCACUUCAGCUCAAACAGUAGUAUCGGACCCUUGGAGUCCAGUGUCUUAAAGGUUAGUUGCUUGGAUUUACUUUUCAGGGCCGUUUACGCAACACACGAUGAAAAAGAUUUGGUAAUAUUGGCAGGAGCUGACCCUCGACCCCUGAUCAAUUGCAGCACUGUAGGCGUGGUCAGGGGAGGAGGCUGUCAACUCCGAGCGUUUCGACCAAGAGGAGAAGAAGGCCGAUUUUUACCCUGUGUUAUUUGCUUCUUUUAUGUGUUUUAAUAAAAGAACCUUUCUAUAGUGUCUCACUGGGGAUGCAUCAUUUCAGUUUUAAAAGACCCUGAAAUAAGCAGGAUAGGGCCCCUUUAAGAGUACAGUAAUCCCUCGUUUAUCACAGUUAAUUGGUUCCAUACCUGACCGUGAUAAGUGAAUUUCCACAAAGUAGGAUUCCUUAUUAUAAAUUGAAUAUUUUUGUUUUGUUAGAGCAUGGAAAACCUGUUUACCAUCUUCUAAAUAAAGUUUUUAACAUUAUUAGAGCCCUCUAGACAUGAAAUAACACCACUAUAGUCACCUUUAGACUCAUUACCCAAUAUAGUCGACAUACUGUAAGAUAAAAUAAGCCAUUUAAGACAUAAAUAAGACUCGUGUUGUGUGUUGCUGUAAAUGUGUUCCUGUGCGAGGGGGGCUGAGUGGCGGGCGGACAGGAAGUACCGUCGGUGGUUCAAAGUAGAGUUUUGGUUUGAGCAUGUGUUACGGCCGCAACAGUAGCCCGUGUUAGGGAUUAUUAUGCCUGCUGUGAGGUCAUUCACACCUGCAAUAAAAGCCUGUUGUUACGGUGAUCAAGUCUGGUGCUUGUGUGUCUCACCCAACAUUACAGUAACAUUACUGACACCUCGUGACCAGUAUAGAAUACUACAUAUCACCACAUUUUUGAAUGCGUCUUCUGAAUGCCUUGUAUUUAUAUUUUACUUCAUUGAGCCAUUUUUAUGCUUGAAAAAAUACUUAAAAUUUGCUUCAAUAUUCUUUUUUUUUUUUUUUACUAAUAAUAUGCAGAAUGCUGAAAUAUCCUAGAAAUGUGUUCAAAUCUAUUCACUGACUGAGGAUCGUACCAGCAGCCGCCAGGUUGGGAGACAACCACUCUACGACCUGAGCCAUGCCGCCGUGCACAAAUAAGAAUGUUACAUGUACGGAAUAUUUUCAUAGUCAGAGCAUAGAAAACUUGUUUAUGACCUUUCAAAAACGACUUUUAACAUUAUUAGAGCGCUCUAGACAUGAAAUAACACCCCUAUAGUGACCUUUAUACUCAUAUUACCCAAUAUAGUAGACGUGAUAAGCAAUAAUAAGACAUAACACACCGUCUGCAUUGGGGAAGUUCCUUGUCGUGUCUCAAACGUAAUGCGGGUCGAUCGCGUGGCAUAAAAAAAAUAGGACAGCCAGUCUAACAUUGAUCUGCCAUACAUAUAUAAUAUUCACUCCGACAGUACCGCUAGCUUUUCCACUUUCAAUAUUUAUGACUAAGAGGCCAUAGUCAACCACCAAACAGCGGCCAUUUACUAAUUCAUUGUAUGUAAAGGGAGGGAGUAAUGUUCGAACCCCGAUGUAGCGAGGGAUGAUUGUUAAUGUUCAAUGUAAAAUUGAUUUGCACCAAUUGGGGGCAACAUUGAAAUUGUCCAUUCAUUUUCUGUGAGCAAAAGUUAUGUAUAAUACUGUAUUGCGACUUUAAAAAAAAACUUUUCUGCUAAAAUGACAUAGUAAAUGACAUAUUACGGGUUUUUUCUAGUAAAAUGUCCACUUUUUUCUUGUUAGAGUAUUACUUUUUUCUCUGUGUUUUGACGUUAUUCUUGUAAACCUACAGCUGUUUUUCCCUUUCUACUGUUGCCCCCCCCCCCCUGUUUUAACUGUUUAAACAUUUUCUUGUCAUUAUGACUUUAUUCCCAUAUUUUGUCUUUAUUCUCGUAACAUAAUGUUUUCCGCGACCUACCUUUUCCAAAAAUGACGAGUUGUAUUGUUUUGUUUCUCAUAUUAGCACUUUAAAAAAAAUAACGUAUUUUUAUUUAAUAUUUCAACUAAAAUGCCAUUAUUUUUCCUCAUAAUAUUACAAUAUUCUCAGGAAAUUAUGACGUGUUUUCUUAUUAUUUUGACUUUAUUCUUGUAAAAUCACCACUGAGUUUUCCACUUUUUUGUUUGUUUGUUUUUUGUUUUAGUUUUCUUGUCAAAUUAUAUUUUUAUAACGCGCCACAGGCUGCAAAUGGCAUCAGCGCCUCACUUUGAAAACCCCUGCUGCAAAAUAAACAGAAUGCUUCAGUAAUUAAAAAUCUAAAACGAUUUCGCACCGAUGGGGGGGCGCCAAAUAAAUUCCCCAUUCAUUUUCAGUGGGAAAUGUGUCACAGGAUAUAUGAAAUUAUAGUAAAUGUGGUAAUUUUUUUUUGUAAAUGUGGGAUUUAAAAAAAAAAAAAGAGGCCUGAUAGAUAUCUAUGAAUUAGCUUAACAAUUUGAGCAGCAAAAAUGGGGGGGGUACAACACAAGAAAAUAGGUGUUUCCAGUUCUUUAUAGCAUAAUACCAAACCACCUAGGCUUCAUGCAGGUGUUAUGUUCCUGGUGUUUAAUGACCUUUCCGAUUGGACUGUGUUUUGUCCUUCCCUCUAGUUAUGUAAUUCAAAGGACUGCACAAUGAGCUACUGUCCUGUGUGUGUGUGUGUGUGUGUGUGUGUGUGUGUGUGUGUGUGUGUGUGUGCAUGCGUGUGUGUUCACGGUGCCCACAUACAGUUGGACCCCUCUCCCUCCCUGGUAGCCAUGUGCCUUGUUACAGUAAAACUGAUGUCAUGUUUUGGAACAGCGCUACAUCCCCCCCAAUAAAAACAGAGCUGUGUGAUGUAGAUUUGUUUCUGUGGGCACGGACACGUUCAAGGGAUUUCUCACCGUGUCUGUCCUUCAUAUUAAAGUGUUUAUCUCAACUGCAGACAGCAAAUGGGGCAGCCCUCAGACUAAUUUUAGGGUUGGUCGUAGUAGAUUCCAAACUCUUAUGUCAUUUUUUUUUCCCCCCCGGCCUCUUACUAUUUUCAUUUCCUCUUGAGAUACUACGAGACUUGUGAUAUAUAUAUAUUUUUUAUAACAUCUCAUGCAAUUAUGAUUGUGAAUUAAAAAGGACAUAAUUGUUACUGGUGAUGCCGUAACCAGCAAUUUCUGGUAGCAUGCAGCGCAUUCUGCACUCGGUCGCGUGCAUUCACUCUGGUUUCUCGAAAGGUUUGACAUUGAAUGUGAACAUUCAGCCAUCCUGGCAAGGUCACAUGGAUAUGAUUAUCAACAAAAAUGGAACUGAAGCAAACACAGUAAAUGUGACAUGAUUGGAGCCUUACAUCAUUUUGCUCAGCAGUGGGCGCACUUGCACUUUUCAGGCAGCUCCUGUUGCGCUCGCAAGGGGGCAGUGUUGCCCUGCGUCACAUUAAAAAAAAAAAAACCAAAAAAAAAACACAUUCCUUCACUCUGGCCUCCCAGAUUGUGAAAAACAAGUUGAGAGAGGAAACUGAAGGGAGAGUGCUGUGAAAGGAUCUAACCGUAGUUGGUUUUAUUUAUUUUGAUUGAAAUCACACCUUUCCAGUCGUCUUGUUCAAAGGCUGCAGCUCAGUUUGCUGGAGAUCCACAAGUAGGUCAUGUGGUGGGUUUCAAGUGCAUGUUCCUCAAUGUGUAGCAUUGUGGAAUAGGCUGUUGUUGUACUGCUUAAAUAGAUUAUGCAACCGGUGGAGGCUAAAAAUGGUCCUGCACUCUGCCUGGACUCAUACUUGUGGUCUCACCCCAUCCACAGGGAAGAGUUUCCUUCCAUUACAAAUGCAUGUGUGUGCUUCCAAGUGUGGUGGCCCAAAGGCAGGGCUGCAGUGUAUUGACGCUGGUUCCAAACCCUUCGCGUUUUACAGGAAGUCCCAGUAUGUGUGACGACCUAUUUCCUGUUGUCACAUUCGUGGCUGUGUGCUCACUAGCGUCAAGGAGGAAGCGGUGCAUUUUAAGUUGGAGGGCUGGGCAGAUAUUGAUACCAACGGUGAUGUCCGUAUCAGAUUGAUACAGAGUGAUAUUUUUUUCCGUUUUUUGUGUUUAUUUUCUCAAAUAGGUGUUUUUUGUUAUGUUCAUAUUCAUACAUUGUUGAUGUUAUGGUUCUACAGCAGAUCCCCGCUUUUACAGGGGUUUCAUCCCGAACCACCAGCCAAUGGCGAAAAACCACAAGGAAUGCUAGCUGCUAGCUUGACGUUGAUGUUCUGCUCUGAUUUUGUACCAACAUUUGCAAUAAAAGUGACUUCAUUAUUAGAGUCAGCUUCAGAACCCGCCCCGUCUCUUCAAUUGCCGUUGUUCACUCGCCAUCCUUAUUAAACACAUUUAGUAUAAAAUGUAUAAGUGCUCACCACUAAUAAGUAGCCAAACAAACUUGUGCAUCUCAGCACACAACUCCGGUGCGUUCAAGGGCCGUUGAACAAAGUCCGACAUCUCACCGAAAAAACAUUAUCCACUCUAUAGUGUUAUAUUGCUUACAAACUCAGGCAAAAAGCAAAAUGAUUUGGAUGAGAGAUAAUAGUUUUUGUUUUUGUGUAGUUAUUUUGCACUGUUGACUUCAUUUUUCGCCAACUGCGAUAAGGGAAUGGUUGUAUUCAUUUUGUUUCAUUGUUGUAAAUAGUUGUAUUUAUAUCAUGUUAAAUUUGGGAUGUUGCCCAUCGUCCACAAUCCUUAUGUGAGACAUGAACGCACACGUCUUUGUCUUUCCUGUGCGUUCUAAAGAUAUAAAAACGGAUAAAAAGAGACAGCUCAUUAAUGCACACCUAUACAAAGACCGCUAUUAAAACACCUCCAAAAACCUCCAGCAAGGUUUUAUGGUUUUCUCUCCAUGCUGUGACCACGUAGUAGCAGGUACAUUCAUGAUAACAGGUGAUACGUACAGUAUUUUGCUGUGUUUUGGUCCUUUUAAGCAUUACCGGAACAACAUUUCUGGGCGCAUUGACGACACAGCAGCAGUAGCGGCAGCUCAAAUAUGUAGCGUUAGCUCUCUGUAUUGACCCGAGGCACUGUGAGCAAAUGUGUGGUGAAGCUAGUCUCUAGCCAGCUAGUAGCUAGCCGAUGUGGUGUGGCGAGGUGUCACUACGCCAAUAACGUAGUUCUUCGCCGUCACAAUGUUAAUUCCAAUAAUAACAACAAUAUCGCUGUAGCUUGGCUAAUAUGCAGGUCGCAUUAUGUAAAUGGGGUGUUUUCGGCAGUCAGGGUUAUUUUUUUCAGAAGGCUUUGUAGGUGGAAUAGGUGCAUCCCAUUACAUGCAUUCUUAGUUGUCUCUUUUUAUCUGUUUUUAUAUCUUUAGAACGCACAGAAAAGACAAAGGUGUGUGUACAUGUCUCACAUAAGGAUUGUGGCUGAUUGGCAAAAUUUUAAAAAGUGCACUUUUCCUUUAAUAAACAAGGUUGGUGAUGAAAAAAAUAUUUUAUUGUGUGAUUCAUCCUGAUUAUAAUCAUGACUGACAAAUUAAAGGCAAAAUUACAAAAUCACUCAAUGAUCUUGAAAACUUUAUUGGCAACGUGUUAGUAUCGGGAUACAAAGGGCCUGUAUUAACUUGGAUCGAUACAAAAAAUGCAGUAUCGCCCACCCC